Momordica charantia (bitter melon) is the source of this 1891-nucleotide messenger RNA. RefSeq names its product glycerol-3-phosphate acyltransferase 3 (gene GPAT3). The record is from RefSeq and is a predicted model, not a curated record. Gene Ontology annotation, molecular function: glycerol-3-phosphate 2-O-acyltransferase activity; phosphatase activity. Gene Ontology annotation, cellular component: membrane. Gene Ontology annotation, biological process: cutin biosynthetic process. Lineage: Eukaryota; Viridiplantae; Streptophyta; Magnoliopsida; Cucurbitales; Cucurbitaceae.
ACAAAAAAGAUGACAAAAGCCGUCGAAAUGUCCACUUCUUUUUUCUUCCUCCUCAAAGCCCUCUUCCUCAAGAAAUUCCACCGCACCGCCGCCGUUCACCGGAAGUACCAGAAACACCCAUCUCCGGUGGCGAAACUUCCGAACGGUGAGCGGAACGACGGUGAAAAAACCCUAAUCUUCAACGUGGAAGAAGCUCUCCUCAAAUCCUCUCAUCCCUUCUUCUCCUACUUCAUGCUGGUGGCCUUCGAGGGUGGCGGGCUCCUCCGGGCGAUGGUGUUCUUCAUGUCAUACCCGCUGGUUCGACUCGUCGGCCCGGAGAUGGGGCUGAAGAUUAUGGUGAUGAUAUCAUUCUGUGGGUUGAAAAAAGAGAGCUUUAGAGUUGGUUCUUCAGUUCUCCCCAAGUUCUUCCUAAACGACGUCGGAUUGGAGGCGUUUGAGGCUGUGAAAAGAGGAGGGAAGAGGAAAAGAGUUGUUGGGUUUACUAAUUUCUUCCCAAAAGUUAUGAUUGAGAGCUUUUUGAGAGAUUAUUUGGAGGUUGAGGAAAUUGUUGGGAGGGAAUUGAAGGUUUUUGGAGGCUAUUUUGUGGGUUUAAUGGAGGAAAAAGUGAAGCUUUCUUCAUUGUCCAAUUUGGUUCAUAAUUAUGAACAUGAACAAGAAGAAGAAGAAGAAGAAGAUCAAGAGGCCAAAAAGUUUGAGAGAAAUAAUGGGAAUUUGAUCAUUGGGAUUUGUGGUUCUCCAAAGGGAUAUGAUUUUCAGCUCCUCUCAUCUAUUUGCAAUGAAAUUUACAUGGUGAACGAGGCCGAAAAGAAGAGGUGGAAGAGGCUCCCAAGCGACAAAUUUCCAAAGCCUUUGAUCUUCCAUGAUGGAAGGUUGGCUCUCAACCCAACUCCUUUCGACACUCUUGCCCUCCUCAUGUGGCUCCCUUUUGCCCUAAUUCUUGCUGUCUUUAGGGCCUUUGUUUCGCUCUUUAUCCCUUAUAGACUAUGCAUCCCUCUCAAUGCCUUCAGUGGAAUGCGCCUCACUUUAUCAAUCCCAUCCUCCCACGCAACUAAGUCUAACGAUCAUGGCCUUCUCUAUGUUUGCAACCACAGAACACUCCUCGACCCUCUCUACAUCUCAGCUGCCUUAAGAAUCAACAAUCCUUUUGCAGUCACUUACAGCCUAAGCCGCAUCUCCGAGUUCUUUUCACCGAUCCAAACCGUACGGUUGACUCGAAACCGUGACCGUGACGCGGAGGUGAUGACCGAGUUGUUAUCGAAGGGUAACUUGAUCGUCUGUCCCGAAGGAACCACUUGUAGAGAACCAUACUUGCUUAGGUUUAGCCCUUUGUUCUCAGAGGUCGGGGCAAAGAUAGUUCCUGUGGCAAACGACACACAUGUUUCUAUGUUUCAUGGUACGACUGCAAGUGGGUUCAAAUGCUUCGACUCGCUGUUCUUCAUAAUGAACCCGUCCCCGGCUUACACCAUCAAGAUGUUGGAUUUGGUUGCUCCAUUGUCCAAAACAUCUACACGAUUUGAUGUGGCAAACCAUGUCCAAAGUGAGAUUGCAAAGGCUUUGGAAUUUGAGUGCACCAAAUUUACUAGGAGAGAUAAGUACUUGAUUUUGGCUGGCAAUGAAGGAAUUGUACAUUCCAAAUAGUGAUCAAUUUCGAUUUUCAUGUAUUAUAGGAGACAAGUACGAGAAAAGUAUAGAAGGAUAGAACAUUAAAUUAAAGAUAAUUAAUUAAUUAUUUGAUGUAUUUAUGUUUAUUCUAUACACAUGUAUAUGUAUAGAUCAUCUUCCCUUUGGGUAGUUUUGGAUUUCAAAUGUGAUCUAAUUUGAGUUUGGGGUUUGAAACUUUGAGACCAGGCCGAUUAUUUUACAUUUAUAAAAGAAAUUUAGAGUGUUUAUA